Penicillium digitatum Pd1 is the source of this 696-nucleotide messenger RNA. Its product is annotated as hemolysin III family protein. Gene Ontology annotation, biological process: intracellular zinc ion homeostasis. The record is from RefSeq and is a predicted model, not a curated record. Gene Ontology annotation, cellular component: membrane. Lineage: Eukaryota; Fungi; Ascomycota; Eurotiomycetes; Eurotiales; Aspergillaceae. Gene Ontology annotation, molecular function: signaling receptor activity.
AUGAUGGCUGCCCCCGUUGCAUACUGGCUCUACCACUUGCUUUCUCCGCGUUACCGGGAUGCGGCCGAUUCUGACAUCCUCGCUUUUUCCUGUUUCUUCGCGGGGGCAGCCUUCUGUCUUGGCAUGUCCGCAACCUAUCAUACCAUUUCAAACCAUUCACCCACGGUUGCACGCAUUGGCAACGCACUUGACUAUAUUGGUAUCGUGGGACUCAUUGUAGGCAGCUUUGUACCUAGUGUCUUCUAUGGGUUCUACUGUGUACCGGAUCUCCAGCACAGGUACUGGGCCAUGAUCUGUACCAUUGGGCUAGGCUGCGUGAUUGUAUCCGCUUCUCCCCGGUUCCGCACACCACGCUGGCGUCCGUUCCGCGCCACCAUGUUUGUUGGGAUGGGCUUGUCUGCCGUCUUCCCCAUACUUCAUGGGGCUUUCCUAUUCGGACUUGACCGCAUGCAACAGCAGAUUGGUUUGAACUGGCUCGUUUUCCAGGGCUUCUUGUAUAUACUUGGGGCGGGUAUCUAUGCGGCUCGAGUACCUGAGCGACUCAUGCCCGGAAAAUUCGAUAUUGUGGGGAGUUCGCAUCAAAUCUUCCACGUGCUUGUGGUCUUCGCAGCACUGGCUCACCUGACAGGGUUGUUGAAGGCAUUCGAUUAUCGGCACAGCGGGGCUGCCGAGACCUGUCAGAUUCCACGCGGCUGA